This is a messenger RNA of Apus apus (common swift), 754 nucleotides long. RefSeq names its product ring finger protein 24 (gene RNF24). The record is from RefSeq and is a predicted model, not a curated record. Gene Ontology annotation, cellular component: endomembrane system. Bases 139 to 585 code for a protein of 148 amino acids. NCBI's taxonomy places the organism in Eukaryota, Metazoa, Chordata, Aves, Apodiformes, Apodidae. The transcript has 7 exons. Gene Ontology annotation, molecular function: zinc ion binding; ubiquitin protein ligase activity.
CCGCCGCCGGGCAGUGCGGGCGGCGCGAGGCGCGGCGGGGCAGCGGCGGCAUCCCUGGCACCAAAUCGCAGUAGCCGUUGAGCAGAUACGUUGGGUUUGCGUGGCUUGGCUGCGUUGCAGCAUCCGUGCGGCCUACCCAUGAGCUCAGACUUCCAGCAUUACAGUUUCAGGAUGCCGAACAUCGGGUUCCAGAACCUGCCUCUCAACAUAUACAUCGUGGUUUUUGGCACCGCCAUCUUCGUCUUCAUCCUCAGCUUGCUCUUCUGUUGCUACUUGAUCAGGCUCAGACAUCAAGCACACAAAGAGCUUUACGCCUACAAACAGGUUAUACUCAAGGAAAAGGUGAAGGAGCUGAACCUACACGAGAUCUGUGCCGUUUGCCUGGAGGAGUUCAAGCCCAAGGAUGAGCUGGGGAUCUGUCCCUGCAAACAUGCCUUCCACAGAAAGUGCCUCAUCAAGUGGCUGGAGGUGCGGAAGGUCUGCCCGCUCUGCAACAUGCCGGUGCUGCAGCUGGCCCAGCUGCACAGCAAGCAGGACCCCGGCCCCCCCCAGGGACCCCUCCCCGGGGCUGAGAACAUCGUAUAGCUCCACCCUCCCGGGGACUGCCCCACCGCCCGCCCCGGGGACUCGGAGACAACCAAAGCACUGCGGCACGGAGGGGCUGGGGCGGGCCCGGACACUGCCGGCCCUGCGGGGAGCCCGCAGCACUUUAAAGGCCCACGGGGAAAUACCCCGCGCCCCACAAACCUGUCCC